GCGAGGCCGCGGAGACUACGCUGACACUACGCUGACACUACCGCCUCCUACGUGCGGUCUUCCUCCACGGUUACCCUAGCUCUCCACUCCUCCUUCUCGCGGCGCUCGAGGGAUCAUGGCCGAUCCUCGCGUGAGGCAGAUCAAGAUCAAAACCGGUGUGGUGAAGCGGAAAGUUCUUUGCACAUUGUUGAAAAUGACAAGAAUGGAUGUGGCAUGCAGAUUGGUCAAAGAAAAAAUUAUGUAUGAAAAAGAAGCAAAACAACAAGAAGAAAAGAUCGAAAAAAUGAAAGCUGAAGAUGGUGAAAAUUAUGCCAUUAAAAAGCAGGCAGAGAUCCUGCAAGAGUCCCGGAUGAUGAUCCCAGAUUGCCAGCGCAGGUUGGAAGCUGCACAUACUGAUCUUCUGCAGUUACUAGAGAGUGAAAAAGACUUGGAAGAAACUGAGGAAUAUAAGGAAGCACGUUUAGUAUUGGAUUCAGUGAAGUUAGAAGCCUGAAGUUUUUCUGUACAGGGUGUUUUUUGCAUUAAAUCCUGGGAUCCAUUCCACAAUUCAUUAUUUUUGACCACUGCUGUAUGUUCAAGUAGUAUGAGAAUGUGAUUCUUUUUAUGCAAUUGCAUAUAUUUUUCUUUGCCUAAUUUAAUGUGUCAAAUAAAUGAGUUCGUCUAAUAAAAU
Messenger RNA from Ailuropoda melanoleuca (giant panda), 670 nucleotides. RefSeq names its product tubulin folding cofactor A (gene TBCA). Bases 116 to 493 code for a protein of 125 amino acids. The record is from RefSeq and is a predicted model, not a curated record. Lineage: Eukaryota; Metazoa; Chordata; Mammalia; Carnivora; Ursidae. Gene Ontology annotation, molecular function: beta-tubulin binding. The transcript is spliced from 5 exons. Gene Ontology annotation, biological process: tubulin complex assembly; post-chaperonin tubulin folding pathway. Gene Ontology annotation, cellular component: cytosol; microtubule cytoskeleton.